This is a messenger RNA of Porites evermanni, 11230 nucleotides long. NCBI's taxonomy places the organism in Eukaryota, Metazoa, Cnidaria, Anthozoa, Scleractinia, Poritidae. The record is from the annotation of a GenBank genome assembly.
AUGGUAAAGAAUAGGUACAGAAAGAUUGCCACGUCUGCACACACGGAAAGCGAGAGCCUUUUCUCUUCUCUUUUUUUCCAGUGGAUGAACAUUCUAAUAAAGACAGGGAGUGAAAGAGCUGUUGAUGAGAAAGAUCUUUUACCUCUUAAAGAAGAAAACACUACUUGGUUUUUGACAGAGGAGCUUCAGGCAAAAUGGACCGAAGAAACAGCUCUUAGCAAAAUACAGGAUGUUAAACCAAAACUCUGGAAAAGUGUGUUGAAGAUGCUAACAGCAAAGGACUUUUUAAUCCUUAUUACAGCUGGCAGUCUGAACACAGUUGGUCGCAUUCUCCAACCACUGCUUCUUGGAUACGUUCUAAAAUCCCUGAUGAUUGCAAGGCUAAAACACAAUUAUCUUCUCUACGGUUGUGCUUUCGCGUUUGGGAUAAACGAACUAAUCAGUUCUCUUAGCAUGCACCAAUUUGACUACCGAUGUGAGGUGCUUGGAACCAGGAUUAGCAACGCCCUUAAAGGAUUAGUCUACAUGAAGGUAAAGAAAAAAUUCAAUAGGCACUUUAAGGGGUGUCGCUAAAACGCGGGGUUGGGGUCGGGGCCGAGGAUGGGGUCGGCCGGCGGGUCUAUCUCUUCUUUUAAAGAAUGCUGUUUUAGGGUUAGGGUUAGGAUUAGGGUCAGCAUUAGCCUUGAGACUGACCCUAACCCUAACCCUAGAACAGCACUCUUUUAAAAUAAAAAAGUUAGAUCCCGACCCCGCGUUUUACUGAUACCUCGGACUUUAAGCGCCGUCAACGGCAACCGCGACGGCGACGCUUUCAAUAGUUACUUACAAUGACAACCGCAGCAAAACAACAAUAAAACUAAGCUAGUAGCCUCUUGUUUACCUCGAUCGGUCUUCUUCUUUUCCUCCUUUAUGAGAAAAACAACAAAGGGCUCUGUACGUGUAUGAUCGUGAUAUCAAACCAAUGGAACCUAUAGUUUAGGCUCAUAUUUAGGCAAUGAAGAGGCCAACAGGAAAGAAAAUUAUUCAGUCAGCGAGAACACAUUGUUCAUAAAACUUUGUUGGAUAUCACAUAAAAAUUACGUUUCUGUAAAUGACAGAGUCGAUUCAUACUCGAACUAGACAUGAUUCUCAAAAAUCAAAGAUAAAAUGUUUCCAAGUUCCAAGCAGAUUCAUCAUCAUCAUUAUCAGUCCUUAUCAUUAUCACUAAGCAAUCAGAAUAAAUGCAUGAAAGGAAAACAUGAUGUAGCCAUAAUAUUGUAACGAUCCACAUACAAUGUAAUCGCAUGAUAAAAAUAGUUAUAGCUAUUUUUGUUACUGAUGACUUUAUUCUAAGAUAAAUAUAUGAACUGUUUUGCUUUUUUGCAGGCGCUUCUCCUUAACAAAGAUACAUUGUUGAGGUUUUCAAUCGGUCAAGUUAUUGAUCUCGUAUCAAAUGAUGUCCAGCGAAUAGAGGGCGACACUUUUCAAUUGCUUUUUCUGGGAAUUCGAUCCACCGUGGAGCUCUUAACAGUAACGUUUUUUCUAGUCGAUCUAAUCGGAUGGCAAGCUGUAAUGGGAAUCCUUUUACUUUGUAUGUGCCUGCCAUACGUUGCUGGACUGUCCUAUACUGGGGCUGUACUGCGCCUGCGUACAGACGCGGUAACUGAUCACCGCAUCACGUUGAUCAAUCAGGUUGUUUCUGGGAUCCGCGCCAUCAAAAGUAAUGUGUGGGAGGAUGAAUAUAGAGGCAAAAUAAAGAACGUCCGAAGGUAAUGAAACUUUUGAAUAACACAAAAUAAAACUGAGCUGCUAGAAAGGUACUAAGCAAGUAAAUUGUACAUUUUAUGAAACCUGCAGUAGAAAUUCAUACAGAAGUUAUUUAAUCCCCAUAAUCUUUCCUGGGUAUAUUACGAGCCAGUUUAUUGACUGUCCAGCUCCCAAUUGGCCUGCUCCCUGGAUUAGCUAUCUGCAAUACCGGUAUCGCAGUGGUCAGGGUUCGAGUCCCGGCAAACCUGGAUUUUUUCAGGCUUUCUUUUUCGCAAUUGCAGAGGUUGGAACUUAAACUGCAAGGACCUUCACUACAUUUAUUUCUUCAUUCCGCGAUUCAAAUAUAUAAAUUUCAUAUAUUCAUUAUUACAACUUAAAUUGUUAUUACAACUCAUACGUCAAAGCCUAAAAGCCAUUUGAAAUCUCGUUUAAAAAGUAUUGCGAUUCUAGAUUCCUAGUUUGGCUGUAUAAAUCUUUGUUUAGUCUCUACCUGCCCGACUUGUCUUUUGGAAUCCAGAAAUUUCACGAAAAAGGCCACUUUUAAAAUAAAAGGAAUUAAGCAUGUGCCUAAUGAUACCUCGUAUCUUGCUUUUCAAUUAUAGCAAUGAAAUCAAUUUGAUCCGUAAAAAGAGUGCUGUUAUGUCGAUCAUUGCUGCUCUCGAAUACGUUUCAACACCAACAGCGACCCUUAUCACUGUCAUCACUCUUGUACUAACUGGUCAGCCCCUGACUCCUGUUACCGUCUUCUCGUUACUGUCUUUUAUCAAUCUGCUGAGAAGGAGCCUCUGUACGGAACUGUCCAAUGGACUCAUGCAAUCAUAUGACGCCUAUGUCUCAUUGAAAAGAAUACGUGACUUCCUUCUAUUAAACAACCUUGAAUCAAAUAACACAAGGAUGUAUCAACAGGAAGGAGCAGAAAAAAUCUUCUUACCUUACAAGUCAACAGAUCCUCAGCAAGAAACUAUCCUAACGGUCAGAAAUUUUAAUCAUCAAAAGCAAAAAAUAGUUACAGACGACGAAUCGUUGCUGCAGGAUAUUGACUUCACAAUGGAAAAAGGAAGUUUAACAGUCCUAACCGGACCAGUGGGCAGUGGUAAAUCUACUCUUUUGUCGGCAAUUGCUGGGGAGGUGCCAGACCGGAACGGGGCCAUAAACUACAAUGGAACUGUUGUUUAUGUGCCACAGAUUGCUUGGGUAUUUUCUGGGACUAUAAGAGAAAACAUUUUGUUUGGCGAACAGUACGAGGAAUCUAAGUACAACAGAGUCAUUAAAGCAUGUGCUUUGACUCAAGACAUCGAGAAAUUUCCAGACUGUGACCAAACGAUCGUUGGAGAGCGUGGAGUGGUUCUUAGUGGAGGCCAGCGGGCAAGAGUAAGCUUAGCACGCGCGGUGUACGCUGAAGGAGAGCUUUACUUGUUGGAUGAUCCCUUAACUGCCGUGGACUUUAAAGUCGCCAAUCACAUCUUUAGGGAAUGCAUCAAAGGCCUACUUAAACGGAAAACCCGAUUAAUAACUUCUCACCAAGAAAGGGUCAUGCGAGAAGCUGAUAGCAUUAUUGUAUUGUGUAAAGGCCAAAUGUUGGCUAAGGGAAGUUUCACUGAGCUAAAAGAAAGUGGUAUCCUGAAUGCAACUCGUGAUCCCGCGUAUGAGAAAGCUAACGAAAUCGAAUCGGUUGUUGGUAUGGAAAAUAAAGACAAAGAUGACAUUCCUAAGAUGAGUGAUGAAAGUGUAUCCCAUGAAGUACAGGGGCCUCGCUUAUCAGAAGAAGAUCGAGCCAUCGGAGCUGUGUCUGCAAGUCUGUACUGGAAAUACUUUAGAAGCGGAGCACCUUUACUGCUAAUAAUCACGGGAAUUUGCUGGUGUCUUAUUACUCAAGGUAAGGCCUUAACAUGAAGAAAAUUUACAACAUCACUUUAUAGCCUGGGAAAUCACGCGAUAAUUCGCGACGCCAGCAAUGGUUCACCCUCAAAGGGCGGCUGAGGAACGAACACAUGCUGGUGACCUGUACCCAGCUAUGGCGGUGCUUUCGAUUGGUCGUGUGGCGAGGGAAAUUUGCUUCAACAAAUCAGAAGCACUGCCCAGAUGUGGGUAGUGAUACAUCAGCAGUAUGGAAUUUUGCACGUGUUCUCAGUCGUCGUUUCACGAGAACCCAGUGGUGACGUCGCGAAAUGUCGACUGUUUUCUUAGGCUUUGUAUCAUAUUUCUAGGAUCAAAUCCUCCUUAAAAAUUUCUUAGUUAUGAGAAUACCUCUUAAAACCCCCUAUUAGCAGACAUACUUGUAGGGCAGAAUAAGUUUCCAUAACUGGCACUUGCUAUGCACCGAAGUGAUCCUUGUAACUGGUUGCGAGAAAAAGUCAUUUGUGACCCCUCCCCACGGCUGGUGGGCUGUUCAAAAAUGCCACGUUGUUUGAUAUCUUAUUGUCAAACUCCUUGUCGAUCAUUGCAAAAAAUGUUAUGUUGUACUUGGAACUGGCCUUCACUAAUACAAAAAGAAAUAUAUGUAAUUACAUUUUCCCUUUGCAUGUAGUAGUUAUAGGCGCAAAAAAACUGUCCGCGUAGAAAGUUUCCACAGCCACGUCGGGGAAUGUGAUAAUGUAGGGCAGUCAUACGUACUUUUAGAGAUGUUCACUUACGGCAGCGAUUCAUUAAGGGAUCUUUGCCUGACGCCACAACCAGUUGUAAAAAUGUUCAGACACUCCAACGAAAAACCAGCCUUUUUUACUUCAAAUCUCUGCUAGUCAAACUUCUGUGCAAUAAAAUACUCAACUCCCGCCUACUCUCCAUUCAAAGUUGUUCCUCCAGUUUUUGAGGAUGGCCUUGUAUCGCUGCAACUUUGAAAAGGCGGGAUCACAAGCACAAGAUCAUGGCCAGGCCACUUAAGCCAAAAAAAGGUACCGUGGCUCUAGUACUUUUUCAACUGGUUGUAGCAAUUAUGCCAAAUUUGUAUUUAAAUUAGUAUUAAACAUAUAUUGAAUAAGGCUGAGUAUUCCUUUAUGGAGAAUUAAGCAAAUCGACGAUAGUGGUAUCCACCAAAGGCGAAGUCCGAAGCUAUACUUAAGGCAAAGUUGGGCACAAGAGUGCAAGGAAACUUUUGGCCCCUCAAUCUGUAUCUUCAUAUGCUUCCUAAGAAUCUAACAGCAGAUGGUCCUUCUAAGCCUGGACCGCUUUAGUACUAGCAGCUAAUGGUGGCGAACUUCCUUUUAAUCGUUUGCCUCUCUCGGGACACAGUUUUGUGAUGAUCACAUCUCAUUUUCAUUGUUUCAGUAGUAGGAUGCUUAUAUAUAUUUGCAUUGUUCUUCGGUCAAUACUUAUUUGCACUUCUGUAGAAACUUAUACUGUUAUAUAAAUUACGCCUCAUCGUACGUUCGUCGGUCAGCAUUGUGCCUGGAUAAAAGUAAUUGAAUGUGAUUUACGUCAAAAUACACGUCCAGCGGCAAAGUCUUCAUCGUGCAAGAUAAUCCUCGAUUUAUCGCGAAUAACUAUGGCAAGAGCCUCGUGAAUUAAAACCCCGCAGAUAAACUGGGACGCUUAAUAUUUACGAGACCAGUUCGUGAAAUUCAAGUAAUACCGCAAUCUAAUCUUUGCUGGUCGCCAUGCAAACAAAAUGCAUAAAAAACAAGCUUAUUUAUAUCCGUUGUGGACUGACAGCCAAGAACCAGAAGCCUACAACAGUUGGACAUGGGAAGACGAUGAUGAUCGCAUCAAACCAGAAGAAAUUUGGCGAUGAUUUGAGAACCACGUAGCACCUAAAGUAAGUCACAGGCUUACUAGAUAUCAAAGCCAUCAGAUUCGGCAAAACAACGAGAAAACUAUGGAUUAUUUUAUGAAACGCUGCUGGAAUCAGGCUAAAAGAGGCUGGUUCAGAGAUUUGGCUUAAAUGAAUGUGCAUCUAAUAGAAAAGUUCGCAACUAAUCGUUGGAACAGAACACAAACUAGUUCAAGAGAGGCUUUAAGAAAAAAAGGUCUAGCGCUUUCACUCGACGAAGCAACUGACAUUGACCAAGAUACCCUGUCUCAAUUGGAGCAGUAAGGAUGGGAUCAAAACAAAAUGAUCAUGGAAUCAAAAAGAGCGUUAGGAACGGCAACAAGCCUAAAGUAUGCAGUGCCCUAACUAUGGCCUAGAACUUUUCUCAAGAACCAGUGAAAGUUGCCCGGCGUAUGGAGCUGAGUUCCUUAACUGCCGGAAACCAAACCGUUGGGUAACAGAAUGUCGUGCAAACCGCGGAGUGUCGGGGGGUUCAUCUAAAGACAGAGGAAAUUCCAAAUCAACGCACCGGUCUACAAGCGGAGGCCGCUGAGGCAGAGGAACGUCUUCGCUGGACACAAGGAAGAGAGCACACUCGAUUCAAAUAAGUAAUUUCAAUCACUACUUCUCAUUACUUUCGAAAUCAAUUGAAGUUAAUGCGUUUGAUCCUACAAGCCUGGAUAACACGAAAGAUGAAGGUGAUUGUUAAAGUAAAAUUUGGCCUCGACCAGUUGCAGUUAUAGCAGAGUUGGACACAGGAAUGUAAGGAAACCUUUUGCCGUUCAGACAGUAUCAUCGUAUGUUUCCUCACUAUCUAACGUACGGCCGAUGGUCUUCAGGAUCACAUAUGAAUUCUCAGGCCGACAAUCUGCUGCAAGCUUCUUCUUUACUGAAGCAGAAGGUCGAGCCCUUCUAGAUUUACCAACAGCACGUGACCUCAAUCUCAUUAUUUUCCAUUGUUCUGUGCAGAGUGAUUCAGCAAAUCCCCUCGACACCCAUGAGUUACCCACACCCUCGCAAACCAAGCCUGAGGGAGUUACACCAAAGCCAGUAACAUCCUCCAAGAGGACUGGAGGCACACCCGAGGCAACAACAUCCUCUCGGACCAAACCCGAAGGAGCCACACCCAAGCCAGCCACUCCCUCGGAACUGGUUAAAUCCAAAAAACCAACCUCUCUCAACAACAAGGUUACCCUAAUUGUUUCAGUGAAAAUGAAAAAUGGAUGCUUCAGUACCCCCAAUUGUACAAACCCAGAGACGCGUACCACUGAACUUACGGGAUGACAUCAAGCAGAAACCAGCUUACACUGUAUUACAAGGUAUAAUUAGCAAGAUAAGAGAAUUCGAGUCAACUGGCUGAGUUAACCGCUAAGUGUACCGCAGAAAACCAAAUGGCGAAAAGCUGAGAAUCUUCGUCGAUCAAUCCCAAGGACCUUAAUGGAAAAUCACGUGAUCCUUCACUUGAAAAAGUUCUUCCAAGAAUGACAGGUGACAAAUACUUCUCAAUAGGAGAUGCAAAAUGUAGAUAUUGGAAUGCCGAGUUGGAUCAAGAACUGGGCUACAAAAACCGUUAACUUUAAACUUACCAUUUGGUCUUUUCCGUUUCCUUUGAAUACCUUUUGGCCUUUGAUGUUUCAGGGCGUGUUUCAAGCUAAAACAUACCGGCCUUUAAAGGUUGUGAAGGUGAAGUGGAGAUAGCCGAAGAUAUUGUUGUUUACGACAGAGGAGGAACACGAACGUCACAUGCAUGGUAUGCUGAUCAGAUUCAGAACCAGCGGACGUAAGUUGAAUCCAGACAAAUGCAAAUUUAAGCAGAGGGAGAUCAAGUUCUAGGGCAUCAUCUGUAUUGAGGAUGGAGUUAAACCUGACCCCGAUAAAGUUUCAGCCCUGCUAAGACGAUGUCACCCCCCACCAAUUCACAGCACGAGCUGGAAACAUUUUUUUUAUAUACCUACUUGGUUCCAUUCAUUUCCAGGUUUAAUGCCUUGAAAGCCCCCUUGCGAGAAUUGCUAAAGGAGAAAGAUGAUUUUGACAAGACUUCCUUGCAAGAGCAAGCGUUUUACGCGAUUGGGAAUGACAUUAAAGCGACAAAAUCACUCCGGCGUAGUAUGACCUAACCAAAGAAGUAAUCCUACUGGUAAAGGGUCUCGGUGUUAUUCUACUUCAAGAGAAUUUAACUCGAAACAGCCAACGACAGAGAGCUUGCUGCCCCUAAGGAAGUCUAAACAAUGGUUCAGUUUGGCCCACGUCAGUAAACGAUAGUAAAGGAGUUUCCGCCAUUGGUUCGACCUGUGAGUUAUCUGUCAAAAAUGACCGGUUCUAAAAGAUCAGCGCGUUAGUAUUCCUCAGUAACUCCAGGGAGACAUUUUGUCCAAACUACAUGCCAACCAAGGUAGUACGCACAUUGGUAUUCUGGAAAAAUCUAAACAAGAACACUGGGGAGCUGAUGACUCAGGCAUGGAAAGUCAUCCAAGAACUCCAACCUAAGCAGGCAAAAGAACUGAUUACUCUGACAGAGGCACCAACAAGUUCUUGGCGUACUGGUACAGUAGGAAUUGGUCUAUUCUACGUGGAUACCUGAUAAUUAAUGAUUACUUUACUAAGUUCUCCUUUGUUAGAAAGAAACUCAGACGUCAGAGUAAAUGUAUGGUUGUUGUUGAUCAAAUAAAUCAAAUCUUCAGUGAUUAAGGCUUCAGCUGACUAUAAGGGCUAUAAUGGGACACGUUUCCAAGCCGAUACUGUGGUCAAUUUGCAAGGAAAACGGUUUCAGCCACCGCACAAGUUCUCCCAAGGUAUUUUUGCCUUUAACUGAGCUGUUCAGUACUGACGUCCAACUUCCUCGAUUAGUACUACUUGUCUAGCCACAAAUCUGCGUUUAUAAUGACAUGUUCAGAUAUAAUUCAUAUCCAAUUAACUGCACGAAACGAGUACAAAUUCCCCACGAUGGUUAUUUGUACAGUUUUUUAUUUGUAUACUUAUAGCAUAUAGCAUACCUGUUUGAUAAGUUGCAGCCUUCAUCUUCUCAUUCAUCUUCAAUUUAAUACAAUCUCCUGUUUAGACGCAGUUAUUCGUUAGACAACACUAGUAUCUGACGCUUCUUUCUCUGAUAUUCACUUUUUAGCAACGAUGGUUUCCUGUGAUGUGUGGCUUUCACUUUUGACAAAGGAUCGUCCAGAAGAUCAAAAGAAUUCGACAAACCUUAUCAUCUACGGUUCUCUUGUCGCCACAUCUUUCAUAUUUCUCAUCAUUCGGGCAUUUGGCUUCUAUUUGGUGUCGUUACGAUGUUCUGAACGUCUUCACAAUAAAAUGGUAGCGGCUAUUCUACAACCACCGGUCCUCUUCUUUGAUUCAAAUCCCGUGGGAAGAAUUAUGAAUCGGUUCUCUAAAGAUGUAGGCUGCAUGGAUGAAGUAAUACCGAGAAAGUUUCUGUCAGCAGUCCAACUGGUCUUGUUGAUGUUCACCUCAGUUCUUCUACCAACUGUAAUAAACUCUUGGCUUCUGUUUGCCGUUGUCCCAAUAGCUGUGUUAGCGGGGCUUAUUUCAAGAUAUUACUUAAAGACUUCCAGGGAACUACAAAGGAUGGAGUCCAUUAGUCGCAGCCCUGUCUAUUCUCAUUUUUCGGAAACCCUGGAUGGACUGGAGACGAUUCGGACAAGAAACAAGGAAGAAGAUUUUGUGGAAGAGUUUUGCAGGUAUUUAAAAUCAAUUUUAAAUUAACCUUAAUAGCGGGAUGAAAAUUAAUCUUGGGACAACGAAGAAAUCGGAUUUAAUUCAGCUGCAAAGCUAACUAGUAAAAAAUAAAAAUAUAUUUUGGACGGGGUAUUUCCUAUCGUAAAUCUAACUAAUAUGGAGCAAAAUGGCACCAGUGACACACUGCAAUAUAGACAAGAGUUAAACUUGCUCUGAAAAGAGUGAAGAAAAAAAAGUGAAGAGUUCCUUCGAUAUAACGAACCUGUUUGUGAUAAAAAAUCCCCGAAGAGAUGUCAUUCUUGCACUCACUUGCAGUUAAAUGUCUUCAGCAGGAUCCCGAUUUAGCGUACCCCUGUUAUGACCAAUAUAUUUUUAUCACCACAAUUACACUUUCCACGGUACGGAAAGAUACUUGGUAGAAACGCAUAUAGGUUUCUGACUAUGAAGUAUUUUUUUCGUGGCUUAACCCAUUACAUGAUCCUUUCCAAGUCUGCUGGCUUCCACAACCGCAGAGGUGGUAUGCUAAACAUAUGACAAAAAACGGUUUUAUAUCUAGACUUAUGUUUUUUGUCGUUCUUAGGUAUCAAGAUAUUCAUACUCAGUCAUACAUUAUGGUUUUUGCCUGUCGGCGUUGGCUUGGUGUACGCUUGGAUUGUCUCUCUGCUCUUUUAACUGGUGCAGCGGCUCUUGCUGCAGUUUUUGUGUCUCAAGAUGCUGGUAAAUCCAUUUGUUUAUGGGAUGAGAAACGGAAAUAAUUCAUGUUCAUAUGUUGCUCAUGUUUUAAGAUCUCUGAAUUACCUAAAAACUUCACCUUUUAAUAUAACGCAAUAGCAUACGUUUGGAUACGUUUUAAUUACCCACGAUAGAAAGCUUUAAGCUCACGCUUAUAAUGUCGUAAUUAGUAAUUUAGAAGUAUUAAUUAACUUACAAACGUCAAAUGAAAAUAAAUACUGAGAUACUUAAAACUAAGAAUUGUUUUUGCAGCCAUAAAGGCACUAAAACCAAUUUCCCAUUUAGUUUACGGUUAUUAAACUUUCUAGUGAGUGGGGAUUCAAUUUUUACGGUCUUUUAUACGUAGUCUAGAACGUGUGAAGAGAGUGUAGGAAGAUUAGAGUUUGGCGGAGUAGGCGUUUUGAUUGAGAAUAUUCUCUUUUAUUUCUUACAGCUUUAGUUGGACUAUCUCUGGUUUACAUAGUCCAGACCGUGAAUCUGACGCAAUUUACUGUUCGUCAGUUAACGGAUAUCGAAACUCUAAUGACUUCAGUUGAGCGAGCAACGACCUACACAGAGCUGGAAUCUGAACCUGGAUACAAAGUGGAACGAAAUCCUCCGGAAUUGUGGCCGUAUGAGGGAAAUAUCGCAUUCAAAGACGUAUCCCUGACGUACUAUCCGUGUGGUCCUCAAAGUCUAAAGGAUAUCACACUUAUCAUCAAUGGUGGAGCUAAGGUCGGAAUUGCCGGCCGGACAGGUGCAGGGAAAUCUUCUUUCGUGGCGGCACUAAUGCGCAUGCCUGAAGCUGACGGAGAUAUACUUAUUGAUAACGUUUGUAUAAGAGAUAUCAAUCUACAAGAGUCUCGACGGGCAAUAACAAUUCUUGGACAAAAUCCGGCCCUCUUCAUCGGAUCGGUAAGGCAAAAUCUUGAUCUGAUGGAGCAGUUUGAAGACGCGGUUUUGUGGCGCACUUUAGAAAAGGUGCAGCUGAAAAGUCUUGUAGAGAACCUGGAGGGUCAGUUGGAUCAUAAAUUAUUGGAGCACGGGGCAAAUUUAAGUGUUGGGGAACGCCAACUCAUUUGCUUGGCUCGCGUGUUAUUACAGCAAAAGAAUAUCGUCAUUUUGGAUGAGCCCACUGCACACGUGGAUCCAGACACGGAACAAACAAUCUGGAACAUAGUGCGCGAGGAACUCAAAUCUUCCACAGUUAUCACGAUAGCACAUCGUUUGAACACAAUUAGAGACAGUGACAAGAUUUUAGUCCUAAAAAAUGGGGAAGUCGCUGGGUUUGAUACGUUUGAUGUGCUAAUAAAUAGAAAAGGAGGAAUUUUUGAGUGA